AAGUUCAAAACGACGACGUGUUGGACGGGUGAAUCGAGGGGCAAAUAGGGUACUACAUGCGACAGUGAACAAAACCACUGAAAAUCCGUUGGGAAAAGCAGAAUCCGAAGCUAUCAACAAUGGCGAUUUACGGCGACCUUAGAGUCACAUCAUCUCUUCCACUCUAUCGCUCUCACACUCUUCUUCCAACAACCUCUUUCCUUCCUCAAAAGGUGGACUUUCACCGUUUCUUAAAUGGAGGAUCCAGCAGAUUUGAAUUCACUCCAAAACAUUCUACCAUGGCCACUGUACGAAGCAAUAUGCGUGGCUAUUACAAGCCAGUAUUUGCAGUCCUUGGAGGUUCUAAAUUUUCAUCAAAGUCAGUUAGCCAAGAAGCCGAGAACUUUCUCCUUGAUGCUGUUAAUAUGAGUUUCUUUGAGCGUUUAAAUUUGGCUUGGAAGAUAGUUUUCCCAUCAGCUGUGUCUAAGAGAAGCUCCAAUGCUAGGAUUGCCAAGCAACGUUUGAAAAUGAUUCUUUUCUCUGACAGAUGUGAAGUAAGUGAUGAGGCAAAGCGAAAAAUCGUUAACAACAUAGUGCACUCCCUAUCAGAUUUUGUGGAAAUUGAGUCACAGGAUAAAGUUCAGUUGAGUGUCUCUUCAGAUAAAGAUAUUGGAACCAUUUACUCUGUUACAGUGCCUGUACGGCGGGUUAAGCCAGAAUAUCAAGAGAUCGAUGAAACUGGGACAAUAACAAAUAUUGAGUAUAAGGAUACUGGAGAUAUUUCAGGUUCUGUUGAUGUUAGAUUUGAUUUCUAUGUUCCAGAUGAAACGUCUUGAUUUUGAAACGGAGGGUCUUGAAUCUCGAUUUCUUUCUCAGAAGGUAGAGUUGAAACCCUUACAGGUGAAGCCAAUUUAGAGUGCUGUAUAUAUUUGCAAGUUGAAGCUUCCAUUUAGGGUGGGUAACUAGAUUUUGAUGAGAAAUUUUGUACCACCUUUUAUCUGUUAGUUUGGUUUGAUGAAUUGUUGUCAACUUUAUGAUAGGAUUUUGUUGUUUU
Messenger RNA from Vicia villosa (hairy vetch), 1033 nucleotides. Its product is annotated as cell division topological specificity factor homolog, chloroplastic. The transcript has 2 exons. Bases 120 to 815 code for a protein of 231 amino acids. NCBI's taxonomy places the organism in Eukaryota, Viridiplantae, Streptophyta, Magnoliopsida, Fabales, Fabaceae. Gene Ontology annotation, biological process: regulation of division septum assembly; cell division; chloroplast fission. The record is from RefSeq and is a predicted model, not a curated record.